AUGGAUAGAGCCACUUCAAACGCAACUGUUGAUGGUCACAUCAAGUCGGAGAGCUUUGCGGAGUCAUUACGUGCCACAUGUGUUUGUUGUCUCCGCUCGCGGCAAAAAAAGGAGAUUAAAGCGCGUGAAGUGGUGGAUCUUAGGGUCAAUCUUUCUGUCAUCCAUCAUGAAAGCCCUGCAGCCACCCCCACCAGCGUAUCUCUACAAGCCAUCUCUGAUAAGGAAGAGCGGGGCUGCUUAUUGAUCUGUGUCAAGAAGAAACUCCUGCUACCUGCUUUCAUAUUGCAGACGGAUAUAGCAGUGUCCCUCGCAGGUCUGAGGAGCCGUGACCCUUUUAAGAGCCUCGUCUCCUUGCUGUUGAAAAUCAUCUGCAGCCGCACGCUCACAGAAUUCAUCUCAAGCGGGAGACCACCGCAGAUUCCCGUCUCUGAGGAUGUUUUUAAAGACACCUUAAGCCCUCCUCUAUGGCCGCCACAAGUCACUGCCGCCGUCAGCCAGGCUGGACUCUUGGCGCACACAUACGCUCUGCCGCAGCCACCAGCUUACAGCCAGGGCACGACUGUCCAAGCACCCAUCGUCGGUGUGACCCCGGCGCUCCAAAACCCCCAUCCACAAUUACCCACACACUACCAACUCCCACAGCAGCCUUCACAGCCAAUGACCAACAUGGUCCUCAACGUCCAGAGCCAAUCCCUCGCCGUCGGCGGCCUGCCUCCAAUGCCCAGCAUCUGCCAGGUCGCCCAUCCCGUCCACACGGUGGUGGGCAAUGGCCCAUUGACGCAUACCAUGGUGCAAUCCGCCACCAUGAGCUCCUCGGCGCCACUGACGAACGGCCAACAGGAAAGCACCAACAACAGCCUGCAGAUGCUAAGAACGGUCGGAUUGGGGAAAUACGAAUUCACGGACCCCUGGCAUCCCAAAGAAAUGUUGAAGGAAUUGAACCAGCAGCGGCGAGAGAAAGAGUUUACAGACCUGAAAAUAAUUGUUGAAGGCAAAGAGUUUGAAGUCCAUCAAAAUGUUCUAGCUUCCUGCAGCUUGUAUUUCAAGGACAUGGUGAAAAGCUCUGAAGACAUCGGUUCCCGUCACAGGGCCAGUAGCCAUUCUGUCUGUCCCACUGACGAAUGUAUUUCACUGCUGAAAAAGGUCAAGGCGUCGACCGAUCUGACCGUUUCAUCUCCAUUCACUAAGUGUGCCAUGCUUCGACGGGAUGCUCUAGUGGUCCCACUUCACCUUUUACCUGCUGUGACUCGCUCCGUAUCUCGGCAGACAUUCACACGCCGCUUUGAGCGUGCCGUCGAGAUUAAGGGAGCUGCGCAGAUCUCGUUUAUGCUUGGGGAAAUUCUGUUUCUUGCCGACUUUGCCGUCUCACAUUCACACGCCGCUUUGAGCGUGCCGUCGAGAUUAAGGGAGCUGCGCAGAUCUCGUUUAUGCUUGGGGAAAUUCUGUUUCUUGCCGACUUUGCCGUCUCGUAUCGAUGCUGAUCUCAGCAGUCGGGUGUCCCGGAGCCAGAAACAGCUGACGGCCGCUAACUGUCUGGGAGUGUUGGCCAUGGCUGAGGCGAUGCAGUGCACCGAACUCCACAACAUGGCAAAGGCCUUCGCCCUGCAGAACUUCCCCGACGUGGCCGGUCAGGACGAGAUUCUCAACAUUUCCAAAGAAGACCUGGUCAGUUACAUGUCCAAUGACAGCCUGAACACGAAAGCAGAGGAGCUGGUCUAUGAGACGGUCAUCAAAUGGAUUAAAAAGGACCCCAGCAGCCGAGUGCAGCAUGUGUCUGAGCUGUUGGCGGUGGUACGGCUUCCGUUCAUCCAUCCCAGCUACCUGCUGAACGUGGUGGACAACGAGGAGCUGAUCAAAUCUUCAGAGGCCUGCAGGGACCUGGUGAACGAAGCCAAGCGCUACCACAUGCUGCCACACGCCCGCCAAGAGAUGCAGACGCCCAGAAUUCGCCCGCGACUGUCUGCCGGUGUCGCUGAGGUGAUCGUGCUGGUGGGUGGGCGGCAGGUCAUCGGUAUGAACCAGCGCUCGCUGACAGCCGUCACUUGCUUCAACCCUCAGAACAACAAGUGGUACCCCCUGGCCAGCCUGCCUUUCUACAACCGCGAGUUCUUCUCCGUCAUAUCGGCGGGGGAUAAUAUCUACCUGUCAGGUUAUUUCUGUGAAUGUCAAGGUGUUUGUUUCUCCGUGCGUCUCCGCAGGUGUCGCUGA
Messenger RNA from Sinocyclocheilus grahami, 2208 nucleotides. Its product is annotated as kelch-like protein 29. The record is from RefSeq and is a predicted model, not a curated record. Lineage: Eukaryota; Metazoa; Chordata; Actinopteri; Cypriniformes; Cyprinidae. The transcript has 12 exons. Bases 1 to 2208 code for a protein of 735 amino acids. Gene Ontology annotation, molecular function: protein binding.